UAUUGGCUAAAAACUCUUUUACUAAAAGGGGCGUGGUAUUGGGCUGUUUAAACCAAGGAUAGACAGAAUUGGAAUUUGUUCAUGGUGUUAUUUAAAGGCAAACUAGUACAAGGAUGGGCAUAUGUCGAUCUGAUUACGUUUCUAGUUAGCUGCAGAAGUAACAAGCUACCACCUUAAAUAUCUGAAGAGUAUGGCGGAUAAAGGUUUCAGCUCGUCAACGUCAAAUACUUAUACCUCCCCCUUACCAGUCUCCUAGGUUUUUAAUCAGGAAGAUGCAUUUUACACUUUUCACCGGAGGCCUGGUCCUAUUUUGUGUAGGAUUAAGCUGCUGUGGCACUUGCUUCGACGCAUCUUCUGUUCUGGAGGUAGAUUCACAUAUGGAACAUUACGUAUUUAGGACAGUGAAGUCACCGUCCGUCUAUUCCUGUGCCUCAGAAUGUCUGAUGUCAUCAGUCUGCUUGUCCUUCAACUUUGAGACCAGGACUCGCACCUGUGGACUCAACAGCAACAGCAGCGACCAUGUGGCCAUCACAAGCCAACCAGGAUUUCUCUACAGCGACAUCAGCUACUGGCCGAAGUCACUCGCUGGUGCGUGCUCAGAGACUUCUUGUCCGACUUCCAGAUGUCAGCUAGAUCGACUGGGACGUGCAUCAUGUGAAACAGUUGCAGAGUUUCAGGGCUGCGAUGCUCCACCUACUGUUGCCAAUGCUGCGAUGCAUUAUGAUGGUGUGUACGAAGGAGCGGUGGCAGUAUACACUUGCAGCGACAACUUCCUGAUGUGCUCUGCUGAACAUAGCAGAGUUUGCCAGUCAACAGGAAAUUGGGACGGUUUUGUCGGCCCGUGUGCUCAGUACAUUUGGGACAACCCGAACAUCGACUUCGCCCUGGACUUGCCUUGUGGUGAUUCGAAGAGUUUCAAAGUGGCAUUACACGUCACACCGACGGCGAAAAAAAAAGUACACAUGGACUUUCUGAGUGGGCCCAAUAUUCUGUGUCAUAUCGACUUCAGACUGGAUGACAACACGGUGGUAUUUGGCUCACGUUUCGCGGGUGUUUGGGGAUCUGGCACCACAAUAACGCCGGUCCCAAUGACAGUGGGUACCGAGUCUCUGGUGGAGAUACGACUGGACAAAGGAAUGUACAUGAUUACUGUAGAUGGGAAAAGCAUACGCAACGUCACGGACGAGUACCCGGGGGAGAUUAUAGAAGAUUUCUAUGUUUCUGGUGACGGCCUCGUCUCAGCGGCGAACAUCACCUUGGGGGCCUUAUCGUCAGCUGGCCCUGGGCAACAGCCUCAUGAUCUCUGCGCAAAGAGAGAUACAAAAUGAUGGCUAAAAAACAUGUGUUGACAAACAUGAAAAGCACUUGGACAAGUACAUCAGUGUGGGCGACCAACGGAGUAACAGAUGUGACAUGUCUUCUUUCAGCUAUGACGUGAAGAUACAGUGGGUAACAAGCUAGCGGACUGGCUAGAUAGCCUAGUUUCGGCUUUUGUACUACUCACGUGCUUUUUUGUGUUUUAUUUUAAAAUUUUCACAUUCACGU
Molecule: messenger RNA, 1545 nt
Organism: Haliotis rubra (blacklip abalone)
Lineage: Eukaryota; Metazoa; Mollusca; Gastropoda; Lepetellida; Haliotidae
Exons: 6
Coding region: 273-1328 (351 amino acids)
Molecular function (GO): carbohydrate binding
Source: RefSeq, a predicted model, not a curated record